AUUAACCUUAGUAAUGUCGUUCAGUUUGUUUUAAAUGUAAAUAAAUUUAAAAAUCGGUUGUUUCAUGUUUGGCCCAGUGAAAAUGUGUUGAAAUGUCGAACUGGAAAGUGGUUAACGAUACGUGUAGUUUUGGCAUAGCCAUAUACAAUUUCAACGAAACUGAUGAAAAUAAAUUAAAAUUAACGGUGGGAGAUGUCGUUUGCGUGCUCGCAGAAGAAACCGAUUGGUUCUUCGGUUACGUGGCCACCGAUCGGAACGUUAAGGGUAUUUUUCCCAAAAGCUACGUACACUUGAGGCUAUGCGAAUCCGCAGAGGGAUACUACAGUUCCGUUUUUAAUGAUCCCCCAAUCAGCAAAGAGAUUUCCAUGGUGCUUAGAGAAUGGGGUGUGCAUUGGAAAAGCCUAUAUGUGAUGAGGAGCAAAGAUUUUGAGCAAAUCAGAAACCAAAUAUGCGACCUCUUGGCGCUGAAAAGUAAGAUACUUAGUGGAACGCUGCCGGUUGAUGAACUGAAAAAGGUUACAAUCCAGGCGGCUGAAGAGAUCGACAUAGGCAAUAAAAUAUUAGGUUUAGAUCUAGUGGUAAGGAACAAAGAUGGGAAACUGAUCAGGUCCGAUCAAACGAGUACGAUCCAGUUGUUUUCGUAUCACAAAGCAACAACGGAACGGAUUAACAAUCGGUCCAAAGCUGUCGAAGCUGAUAGUCAACCAAAAUCGGCCGUUCAACAGUUUUCCAAUAUCUUUCUUGUAGUCGUUAGAAAUUUCACAUGUAAAAUGUCCGAAGACGCAGAGCUUAUAAUGUUAUUGUAUGAUGCCAAAGAAUACAAACCCAUCACGGAAAAUUAUGUAGUCAGGUGGACCAAAGAAGGACUGAUGUGCGAUCUGGAUCAGAUGUACAAUUUAAGGGUUAUGUUUACGGAUUUGGGCAAAAAGGACCUUGAUCGUGAGAGGGUCUUUCUCGUCUGUUAUGUCGUGAGGAUCGGUUCGAUGGAGACAAAAGAAGUUGACCACAGACGGAGCUCGGUCAGCCUGUCCGGUAGGAAGUCUGGUUUCGAGAACAUGCGCAGACCUUGCGGCGUUGCCGCCAUGGACAUUACCGUCUAUUUCAGUGGCAGAUUAGACACGGAAUUGGAAGAUGAGUUUUCCAUACCGUUUGUCAAUUGCGAGAGAGACAACCUCGAACAAACUUUGCGGAAAAUUAUGGGCAAAGAAAAAGCGGAGAACAAGAACCAGGCGCUUUUCGUCAGCAUGAAACUCUUGCGCGGCGACCUGAAGCAAGUCCGGGAGGAAAACCCCCACUUGGUGCUGGGCAACGUGUCCAGGGCCAGGAAGAUGGGGUUCCCGGAGGUGAUAUUGCCCGGCGACGUCAGGAACGAUUUGUACCUGACGUUGCUCGGCGGCGAGUUCGCCAAGGGGAACAAAUCCAGCGAGAAAAACGUAGAAGUGACGAUGAAGGUGUUCAAUGGCAGCGGUCAGCAUAUUCCGGGGGUCGUGAGCUUAGGCAGCGGCGUGCCGGAACUGAACGAGUACCGAUCGGUGAUCUAUUAUCACGAGGACAGGCCGCAGUGGCACGAAACGUUCAAGAUAUCGUUGAGGAUCGAGGAGUUCAAGACCAGUCACUUAAGGUUCACUUUCAAGCAUCGUUCAUCGAACGAGGCGAAGGACAGAAACGAAAAGCCGUUCGCGAUGAGCUACGUCAGACUGAUGCAGGGUAACGGCGUGACGUUGUCGGACGCGCGCCACUGCCUUAUCGUCUACAAGAUCGACUACAAGAAAUUCGACGAGGAUAGUUUGGAGUACUUGAAGAUGCCGUGUUUCGCGAGGGACGCGAAAGAGGUAGCGAAAGUGCCGUCCAACGGUCUUACGGCCAGUCCGAAGGACACUUUUUGCAUAUCGUCCAAUAUAUGUUCCACGAAGCUGACGCAAAACGAGCAUUUGCUCGGUCUACUGAACUGGACGUCGCACAAGGACACGAUAUCGGAAUCGUUGCGCGCCUUCGUGGACGUCGUCGGCGAGGAAGUGGUGAAAUUCCUACCCGACAUUCUGGACGCGCUCUUCAACAUCCUGAUGUACGAUCCAGACGGGACCGCCUACGACGUCCUGGUGUUCGAGUGCCUCCUACGCAUCAUCGGCCUCGUCACCAACGACUGGAAGUACCUGCACUUCGAGCCGGUCUUGGAUUUGUACAUCAAGGAGAGUUUCAGCGCCACUCUGGCCUAUCGUAAACUCGUGUCAAUCUUGAAGGCCAUCGUCGGACGUUCCAACGGCACCCCGCCCAACCUGAUAUUUCGCACGAUGAAGGCGCUGCACUACGUCAUGAAGUUCACUUCGAGGUCGAGGACGCUCUUCAUGGAACUCUACCCGGAGUCGAGCGACGCAGACGAUUUCGUCGACAAUCUGCGCCACUUGUUUCGUGACGUCAUCCGCAUGAUGGCGUACCGCGACGAUGACUACCUACGAGAGCAGGGGGCGUGUCUCAAGUACCUGCCCAGCACCAUCCCCGAUAUUUUGCUGAUUUUGGAUCAGCGAGAGUUAAGCGAAACGUUUCGAGACUUGUUGAACAGCAUUCAUCCCGGCCGACUGACCAAGCAGAAGAUGAUGACGCUAAACGAGAUCAUCCACAGUAAGCUGUUCGUUUACCCGGAGUGCCGGAGGAUUUUGCUGCCCGUCGUCACCGGCCAGGUGAAGAAUCUCCUGGAGAUCGAGGACGAGGGUGUGUCUGUACUACAAGACGGGCGCAGACAGAACCGUUCGGUGGCGAAGGUCGCCCAGCUGCUCGGAACCACUCAGCACUGCGUCAAUCAGCACGUGGGAUACUCGGAAGAGGUGGAGCUGUGCGUCAAGAUCCUCAGCGACUUGAUGGAGCUGCUGUUCCGUCGCGACGUCGGCCCCACCUUCGACGACGUCGCCGAAGUGAUCGACGCGAACCUACGCACCGUGGUCCAGAGCCACAUCAAGAUGGAACGCGACAACCCUCACGCGGCGCUUCUGGUCGCGGUGAUGCUCGACAUUUUCCGCCAGAUGACGCCCGAGCACUACAACGACUACGUCCAACGUUUCCAGACCAAUUUCGACCUGCUCGACUUCCUCAUGGAGAUCCUGGUCGUGUUCAAGGAGCUGGUCAGCGAUUCGGUGUUUCCAGGCGACUGGCACGACAUGCUCAUGCUUCAAAACAGCGUCAUCCUCAAGUCGUUGCGCUUGUUCUCGCACACGAUACGCGACUAUUUCUUCGAAAGGUUCGAGCACGACGCAUGGAACAACUUCUUCCACUGCGCUAUCGCGUUCAUGACCCAGGACGUGCUCCAGUUGGAGAACUUCUCGUUCAGCAAGCGGAUGAAGGUGGUGAACCGGUACGAGGAUAUGCGCAGGGAGAUGGGGUUCGAGGUGAGGGCGAUGUGGUUCAACCUCGGCCAGAACAAGAUCCAGUUCGUGCCGUCGAUAGUCGGGCUGAUGCUCGAGAUGACGCUGAUACCGGAACGGGAGCUGCGCAGGGCGACGAUGCCGAUCUUCUUCGACAUGAUGCAGUGCGAGUUCUACUCGUCCCGUUUACGGUACGAGAGUUACGGCGAUACGAAACGCGACUCGUCCCACAUCAAGGCGAACUUUAACGAGUUCGAAAACGAGAUGAUCGUGAAACUGGACGCGUUGUUCGAGGGCGGCAAAGGAGAUAUCCAGUACAAGUCGUCGUUCGACACCGUCAUGACGGAUUUGUGCGGCCAGCACACCGCCAUGCGGGACCAGGGCGUCAGGUUCGUGAAAACCGUCUGCAGACUGAUGGAGAACCUGCUGGAAUACAGGGACAUCAUUUACUCGGACAACAAGGAGAACAUCAUGAGCUGCAUCGUCAAUUUGUUGGACUUUUACUCCGAAAUCAACAAGAAAGAAAUGUACAUCCGCUACCUGAACAAACUGUUCGACUUGCACCUGGAGUGCGACAACUACACGGAGGCGGCGUUCACGCUGGAGCUCCACGCGAAGCUGCUCAAGUGGUCGGACGAGCAGCUGCCGCCGUUGCUCAAGAGCGACAAAUACCCAACCUCAAAUACGCACCGUCAACUCAAGGAGUCUUUGUAUUACACUAUCAUCGACAAUUACGACAGGGGCAAGAUGUGGGAGUACGCGAUCGACAGGUGCAAAGAGCUCGCCGAGCAGUACGAGCGAGAGACGUUCGAGUACGAUCGGCUCGGCGAGCUUCACUCUCGACUCGCCGCCUUCUACGACAACGUGAUGAGACAGGCGCGGCCAGAACCCGAAUAUUUUCGCGUCGGUUACUACGGACGCGGGUUCCCGCCCCUCCUCCAGAACAAGGUGUUCGUCUACAGGGGCAAAGAGUACGAAAGACUGGCCGACUUUAACACGCGAGUCGCGAACGAGUUCCCCAAGGCGACGCUACUGAACAAACUCGAGCCUCCGGGUGACGAAGUGCUCCAAUCGGACGCACAAUACCUACAAAUCAACAAGGUCGACCCCGUAAUGGACGAUAUCCGGAGGCGGUUCGCCGGCAAACCGGUCUGCGACCAAAUCAUGAAGUUCUACCGUGUGAACAACAUCAAAAAGUUCACGUUUUCGCGGCCUUUCGUGCGUAAGGACGUGGCCAUCGCGUCCGACAACGAGUUCGCUCACCUGUGGCUCGAAAGGACCGACCUGGUGACUACUUACCCUUUGCCGGGCAUCCUCAGAUGGUUCCCGGUCGAGACGGUAGAAGUCAGCGAGAUAUCCCCGUUGAGGAACGCCAUAGAGACCAUCGAGCGCACCAACAGGUCGCUGAAGAACCAGAUCGACCGGUACCGUCGAGAUUCCACCAUACAGAUCAACCCUUUAAGUUUGACCUUGACCGGUAUCUUGGACGCCGCUGUCAUGGGCGGGAUCCGAAACUACGAGGAGGUUUUCUUUAAUCCGGAUUACCUCGUUCACCACGUCGAAGACGAGAAUUUGGUCGGCCGUCUCAAGGAACUCGUGGUCGAUCAGUUGCCUCUGCUAGACGCGUGUGUCCAGAUCCACCGGAAGAUGGCGCCCGUCGACUUGCAACCCCUCCAAAAACGAUUGGAGGAAUGUUUCGCCCUCUUGAAGGCCGACAUCGAGCAGAAGUACAAAAAGAAGGCGGGGAACGGCGAGUAGUUCAAACGCCCAGGACAAGUGCCAAUAAUUUCGCCUGAUUUUUAUUUUUUAUUUUUUUUUUUUUUUGUUAAAACGUAUCAGUUAUAUUUUGUAAUAAACUGACGAUCGAAGAAA
Messenger RNA from Cylas formicarius (sweet potato weevil), 5228 nucleotides. RefSeq names its product dedicator of cytokinesis protein 1. Gene Ontology annotation, cellular component: plasma membrane; cytoplasm. NCBI's taxonomy places the organism in Eukaryota, Metazoa, Arthropoda, Insecta, Coleoptera, Brentidae. The transcript has 17 exons. Gene Ontology annotation, molecular function: guanyl-nucleotide exchange factor activity; small GTPase binding. The coding region runs from base 93 to 5114 and encodes 1673 amino acids. The record is from RefSeq and is a predicted model, not a curated record. Gene Ontology annotation, biological process: cell migration; small GTPase-mediated signal transduction.